Molecule: messenger RNA, 1875 nt
Organism: Adineta steineri
Lineage: Eukaryota; Metazoa; Rotifera; Eurotatoria; Adinetida; Adinetidae
Source: the annotation of a GenBank genome assembly
AUGACAGAUUCACUAAUUGAUGAUGAAAUUGUUGAUGUUCGAUCAUCUACGAGUAGACCAGGCGUAGCAAGUGCUACUUCAUCAAUAACAACAACACAUCGUCGACCAAUGUUUAUCGAAACAGAAGUUCGAACUGAUACGGUUACGACACGUCGAAUGGCAUCGGCUGCUGCAAAUAAAAGUGUUCACGAUGUACUUGAAAAUACCAAAUCACCUAAUCAUGAUCGCCAAUCAACAAGUUAUACUUAUGCUCAUAGCAAUUCAUAUGCGCCUGUGUCACGACCUGCCGCAUACGACAUUCCUGCAAUGUCACGCCGUAGUUUACAUGGUGGUUAUCAAAAUGGUGUAGAAUCAACUGUUGCUUCAGCAUUUUCAUCACCACAACAAUUUCUAUCAACUAUUCGAACACAAUUAACAAAUGGUUAUGAUGCUGUUCGUGAUCGUAUAACUAAUUUAAUUGGUCACCAAGGUGCAUCAUCACGCGAUGCAACAAGUGGUGGUGGACGACAUACUCGUACAUCGUCACAAUCAUCAGGUUCUAGUCGAGCGAAAGGUUAUAAUCUUCGUUCACGUCCUGUUCAUUCAACACCACGGGAUACUGAUACUGAUCAACAUAAUCAACAUCGUAAAACAACUAAACAUCGCAAAGAUCAACAUGGUGAAAUUGAUGAAGAAGAAGAAGAUGAUUACGAUCAUGAUCACAAACAACCACAACAUUUCUUUCAUAAAAUAAUUCAUUAUGUUAAAAAAGUAUUUCAUUCACCUAUUGAUAUUUUUGAUACAAUUUGGGAUAAAUUAAAAAGUUUACCAUGGUGGUUACUUAUUCCACUUCUUAUAUUUCUUGGUCUUUAUACUUUACCUUUUUUGGCUUGUAAACCAUUUGAACGUUUUCAUCAUCCAAAAGUAGUUGAUGUUUGUCGAGAUGUUCAUGAUUAUACACAAAAUUUAACUAAAAAUACAUAUAAAUUUGCUCGUGGUCAUACAUAUGAACGUGGCCUUCGUAAUCUAAAACAAGUUUAUCGUUCAGCACAAGAUGUUAAAGAUUCGGUAUUAAAUUCUUUAAAUGAUGUAUAUUACACAGGAAAACGUGCGCUACGUGGUUCUGUUGGUGGUGUUAAAAAUCGUGUUAGUGAUGCUGUUGAAACAACAGCUGAAAAUGCAAAAGAAUAUUAUGAUGCUGGUAUACAAAAAGUUCAUAAUCUUAUUGAAGAACUCAAACAAGAACGAGAAAAAAUUCUUGGAGUACGACAUACAUUGAAACCUGAUGAAGAAAAAGAAUUAGGAGCGAUGGUUCGAAAAUUAAUUGAUGAAUAUGCAGCCGAUGAAACAGGUCAAGCUGAUUAUGCACUUGAAGCUAAUGGCGGAAAAAUUGUUGAUACUCGUUGUCAAGAAUAUACUGAUGAACCACGACAAAACGUUGUUAAAUUUCUUGGUAUCCCUAUUGUUCAUAUGUCGAAACAACCUGAUAUUAUUAUAAAACAUGGACGUAUGCCUGGUCAAUGUUUUCCAUUUAAAGGUGAUCAUGGAAGUGUUAUUGUUCGAUUAGCUGUACCUGUUGUACCAACAGAAUUUGUACUUGAACAUUUAUCAAAAAGUAUUUCAAUCGUUGGACAUAUUAAUAGUGCACCAAAUAAUUUUACAGUUUAUGCCUUAAAAGAUAAACAUGAUAGAGAAGGUACUGUUCUUGGUCGAUAUUAUUAUGAUGCAGAAAAUGGUCCAGCACUUCAAAGAUUUAAACCUCAAAUUGCUAAUAUGCCCGUUGUUGAAUAUAUUGAAAUUCAAGUAAAUUCCAAUUGGGGUAAUCCGAAUUAUACAUGUUUAUACAGAUUUCGUGUACAUGGUGAUAUGCAAACUGUUGCUCCAACAGCUGCAUAG